GUUGAGUCCGUAUUGGUUAUACUUGUUGUCUUCAACCGCAAUUGGAUAUUUUGAAUUAUUUACCUUUAGUUUGUGUAUCAAUUGAACAAAGGAAAGCUACGAUGUCCGACUCAGAUCAACAUAGUAUUUCAGUGUUAAAGUUCUUGGAAUUGGCAUUGACCAUAACCUGUCUCGUACUUCAUUACUACAGUUUCAACGAUGGUGACAUCAUAACAGCAUUUUUGUCCACUGGCACAUUUUGCGGUUUUAUCAUAAUUUUACUGGCAGUGUUUUUUGGAUACUUAAUGAAGUCUCGUAUUCCCAAGCGCUUGGACAUAUUUUUGAGUUUAAUGGGCAGCGCAUUAUUUGAAGCCACUGGCGUUCUGAUAAUCGAAGCUUGGGAACACUCUUUUCGCACUAGGACCAGAGACUUAGCUAUACUAAAAGGUUCCGUCUCCAUAAUCACUGGUGUCCUAUUUUUAUUUGAUUGCAUUUUUACGUUUAAGAAUAAGUAAGAAAAAUUUGUUGUGUGUUUUUCGCUUACAAUUAGAAUUGCUGUGUUCAAAAUAUUGUGUUUGUUACUCAGUGCCAUAAGAAAGUGAUGUGCAAUGGUUUACGUAAGCAUACUACAACGAAAAACAAAUAGCUUGCGUUUAUCAGUA
Molecule: messenger RNA, 641 nt
Organism: Bradysia coprophila
Lineage: Eukaryota; Metazoa; Arthropoda; Insecta; Diptera; Sciaridae
Biological process (GO): septate junction assembly
Cellular component (GO): plasma membrane
Source: RefSeq, a predicted model, not a curated record